Messenger RNA from Closterium sp. NIES-67, 906 nucleotides. Lineage: Eukaryota; Viridiplantae; Streptophyta; Zygnematophyceae; Desmidiales; Closteriaceae. The record is from the annotation of a GenBank genome assembly.
UCCUGAAGCGAGUACUCAUUCCUUCUCAGCUCGCUUCAGUUGAUCACAGCAGCCUCGAUUGUAGCGCUACUUUAGGCAGAUCGCGAUCAUGGCGUCCCAGACUGCUCGUGCGAUUGCCCUGAGUGGCAUGUUUGGGGUGCCUGUCUCCUCCCGAUCUGAGCUCACCACGAGGUCGUCCACUCGCGUGUUCGCCACGAGGAUCACAGUCACCGCAUCCGUCGAUGGCCAGGAUAUUUCCCGGCGAGCGGUCGUCACGAGCGGCUCGGCCUUGCUAGCAUCGCUGGUGGCGUCGGCAGUCACGACUGACGCCGCGUUUGCGUCGGAGAGAGGAGGCGACGAGCGCAAGAAGGUCCUCGACAAAAUCCGAGCUCUCCGCGAGGCAGCCCUCGUCACCGAGCCUGAGCCCGAACCUACGCCGGAGCCAGCCUCGGAGCCCGAGCCUGUGGCAGAGACCGAGGAGGCCGAAGUCGCUGCCGAAUCACCAGUGACGGAGUCCUCGUUGGACGAUUUAACAGUUGCUGACGUGGCUGUGGUGGAAGAGGGGUCGUCAGGCGUCGCAACAGUCGCAGAGCUUCCCGUCGCGGAUGUCCCCCCUUUCCCCGAGGUAGACAUUGCCGUGUGAGCGAGGCGGUCGAAUCGGCGCGACGGACUCGAUAUACGCCUUUCGUUUCAAGGGUUUUAUGGCAAGGCAGUAGUAUAUGGUAGGUUGCCGGACGAAGAGGCAGACAAGCAUGGGAACUGAGCAUGCUCUUAGCCGCGGUCAGCUCUAGGUUUUAGUUAGAAUAAUCGUGGGUGCAUAUGCCAACCUGCACGCAUGUCUGUUUUAGCAUCAUUGAUUGGAGUUCCGAAGUCAGGAUAUACUUCGGCAAAGAGACGAUGAAACGCAAUCCAUUGACCCUUACAUUC